Messenger RNA from Olea europaea var. sylvestris, 841 nucleotides. Its product is annotated as probable histone H2A variant 1. Lineage: Eukaryota; Viridiplantae; Streptophyta; Magnoliopsida; Lamiales; Oleaceae. Gene Ontology annotation, cellular component: nucleosome. Gene Ontology annotation, molecular function: structural constituent of chromatin; protein heterodimerization activity; DNA binding. The record is from RefSeq and is a predicted model, not a curated record. The coding region runs from base 135 to 545 and encodes 136 amino acids. The transcript has 2 exons.
GCGAUUGCGUCCAAGAACUGUCUCGUAUAUCUCUAAAGCGAUAAAGGAUUGAUUUUUUCUUCUUCUGCCGUUCAAAAUUUAAAUCACUAUAUCAUUCUGCAAAUUGCGUAGACGAAAAAUCGAUAAUCGAAAGAAUGUCGGGUAAAGGGGCAAAGGGACUGUUAACUGGGAAAACCCCAGCAUCCAGGGACAAAGACAAGGACAAGAAGAAAGCACCUACUUCUCGUUCUUCCCGCGCUGGCCUUCAGUUCCCUGUGGGCCGCAUCCAUCGACUCCUGAAGUCGAGAGUUACUGCUCAUGGAAGAGUGGGUGCGACGGCUGCUGUCUAUUCUGCUGCUAUUUUAGAGUACCUAACUGCUGAAGUAUUGGAGUUGGCUGGUAAUGCGAGCAAGGAUUUGAAGGUAAAACGUAUCACCCCGAGGCAUUUGCAGCUGGCCAUACGUGGUGAUGAAGAACUUGACACUCUCAUAAAAGGAACCAUAGCCGGUGGUGGAGUAAUCCCUCACAUACACAAGUCUCUCAUCAACAAAUCCUCCAAGGAUUAGAUGGCAUCCUUCCUAGUUUUACAUUGCUUUAGUUCAAGGGGAUUAUAUGAUGCUGUCUUGGGUUUUGUGUUUAUGGGCUUAGCUUGUGUACAUUUCUAGGUGUUUGAUUAAUCACGGGUUGUGAAGCUACUGAUGGAUGAUUUAUUUCUGCUUUUUGUCUUCUCGUAGGAUACUUCUGGGUGUAGGCAUCGGUUCAACUGUAUUGCGCGAAUGCACUUAUUGGACAGGCGAGAGUAUUGUUUUUUAUAUAUGAACUAUUAUGGUUUUAGUGUCUUCGUAAUUGCAAUGUUUUCAUA